This is a messenger RNA of Cladophialophora yegresii CBS 114405, 1341 nucleotides long. RefSeq lists its product as uncharacterized. The transcript is spliced from 2 exons. Gene Ontology annotation, molecular function: protein binding. NCBI's taxonomy places the organism in Eukaryota, Fungi, Ascomycota, Eurotiomycetes, Chaetothyriales, Herpotrichiellaceae. Gene Ontology annotation, cellular component: peroxisomal importomer complex; peroxisome; peroxisomal membrane. The coding region runs from base 1 to 1341 and encodes 446 amino acids. Gene Ontology annotation, biological process: protein import into peroxisome matrix, docking. The record is from RefSeq and is a predicted model, not a curated record.
AUGACGGCACCAUCAUCAGAUGCUCUCCCGUCCGCCGCGCCAACGCUCCCCGAUCGCCCAUCAACACUCAACUCGGUGGUCAACCAGAACGCCUCCAACUUCACAAACCAGAAUCGCUUCGGCAUGAACUCAAGUCCCUAUUCCUCUCCGUACUCAUCCUACAGCUCGCCGUACUCUCGCUUCGGCGGUGGCAUGGGCGGUGGCAUGUACGGCGGAGGUAUGUACGGUGGCGGCGGCUACGGCUAUGGAGGUGGCAUGUACGGCAACAACAUGUAUGGAGGAGGGUACGGCGGGUUCAACCCAGGGAUGGAUCCGAACAACCCAAACAACCAGUCGCUGACGCAGACGUGGAACCAAAGCACAGCGGCGACAUUUCAGAUUAUGGAGAGCAUAGUGGGUGCGUUCGGUGGUUUUGCGCAAAUGUUGGAGAGCGCGUACAUGACGACGCAUUCGAGCUUUUUUGCGAUGGUCUCCAUGGCCGAACAACUCGGCAAUUUGCGCCAAACGCUCGGCUCCGUGCUCGGCAUUUUCACACUGUUGCGCUGGAUGCGCACAUUGAUCGCCAAAAUCACAGGCCGUCCACCCCCAGCAGAUGCCACAGCCUUGACCCCGGCCGCCUUCUCCUCCUUCAUGUCAGGAAACGGCAACUCCGUGCCAGCAACGUUACCAGAUGGCUCCCCAGCCCCGGCUCGCCCUUCCAAAAAACCAUUCAUCAUGUUUGCAAUUGCCGUCUUUGGUCUACCCUACCUAAUGGGCAAACUCAUUCGCGCGAUGGCUAGAUCCCAGGAAGAAGAACUCAAGCGGCAACAACAAGCCGGUGCCCUCACAUACACGACGAACCAAAACGGCGAGCAAGUCCCCAUCGACCCGCGAAAACUGGAUUUCUGCCGCGUGCUCUAUGACUAUACCCCCACCCCUCAGUCCGGCGGGAUGGAUCUCGAGGUCAAGAAAGGCGACUUUGUCGCCGUACUGAGCAAGACCGAUCCCGUGGGCAAUGCCUCGGAAUGGUGGCGGUGUCGUGCCCGCGACGGCAAAAUGGGCUACCUGCCUUCGCCGUAUCUCGAACCCAUUCAGCGGCCCGCGCCGAAGACACAAGCCCAGAUCACCCAGGGAGGGCAAACUGCAUCGGCGCCCGGGAGCCGUACGCAGACGAUGAAAGCAGAGGGCCCGGCCCAGAAAUUAUUGCUUGAGCAAGCAGAUAGGACGAAGAGUCUAAGCUCGAUCUACGCGGGGACGAGCGGGAUGAACAAAGUUCCCAUGCCGGCCAAGGCGCCCGAGUUGAAAGGCAAGCCCGGGGACAUUAGCGUCGAGAGUUUUCAGAAAAGUGCAUUUUAUUCAUGA